This is a messenger RNA of Hibiscus syriacus, 695 nucleotides long. RefSeq lists its product as uncharacterized. NCBI's taxonomy places the organism in Eukaryota, Viridiplantae, Streptophyta, Magnoliopsida, Malvales, Malvaceae. Bases 94 to 585 code for a protein of 163 amino acids. The transcript has 2 exons. The record is from RefSeq and is a predicted model, not a curated record.
UCGUCAUCAACUCAGCGGUUAUUACUAAAAGGUCGGUAUUUUUUAGCACCGUCAUCCGAGUCAGAGCUGUUGAUUUUUUUAGAAGAAGGAAUAAUGGAGAGAUCGGUUUUUGUGAACGAUGUUCAACAGGUCAAUGGAAAUCUCCGUCACUCUGUUUCCUCCGCUUCUCUAAGACAUGUAGCUUACAGUUGUGGUUCUUGUGGGUAUGAACUAAACCUGAGUUCUUCUAGGCGAAUCACCGCAACAAUUGGCUCCAAAUAUAGGAAAUCUAUAAAACGAGGGAUUAUAUCAUUCUUCAGUAUAGAUGAGAGCAGGUUUACACAAGUCGACGAGUUCCAAUGCAUUCCCUACUUUUCAAGGCACUCUUGGAGCUUGUUUUGCCAUAGAACCAAACUCCUUUGCCGCAAGUGUGGCAACCACAUUGGAAAUGCUCAUGAUGACAAAACUUCAGGCUACGCCCUUGUAUUAGACAAAUCCGAUACAGCCUCUGGUAGUGAAGCUUCUAGCCAUAGAAGAUAUGAUGUCAGAAUCCGUGCCCUACAGCCCUCAUCGGCUCAAGAACUUGGCACUCCACCAUUUAUGUGAUUUAGUCGAGUGUUGUAUCUCAAUCACAUCGUUUAUGGUCUUCCACUUUCAUUAUACUGAGUUUUCUUGUGGGUUGCUUCAAGUCAUCGUCUUCUCUUAUUUAUUUUUCU